Molecule: messenger RNA, 1490 nt
Organism: Micromonas pusilla CCMP1545
Lineage: Eukaryota; Viridiplantae; Chlorophyta; Mamiellophyceae; Mamiellales; Mamiellaceae
Product: highly cold-shock DNA binding protein
Exons: 1
Coding region: 5-982 (325 amino acids)
Molecular function (GO): metal ion binding; nucleic acid binding
Source: RefSeq, a predicted model, not a curated record
CCUCAUGGGGUCCCCUUCCCGCUCACGAUCCCCCCCCAACCGCUCCCGGAGCCGCUCGCCGGCGAAGGACUCCCCAACGCGCGGCGGCGGCGGCUCCCCCCCGCCCGCGCGCGACCGCUCCCGCAGCCGCAGCCGCAGCCGCGGACGAUCGCGCUCGCGCUCGCGAUCUCCGCCCCGCGGCGGCGAUCGCUCCCGCUCGCCGCCUCGCGGCGGAUCCGGCGCGCGCAAGUCGGGAAUCGCGGGGCGAUGGAACGAUCGCGGCUUCGGCUUCAUCACGCCGGACGGCGGCGGCGAGGACGUCUUCUGCCAUUUCUCCGCCAUCAAGGACGGCAACAUGCUCAGCGAGGGCAGCCGCGUCGAUUACGACGAAUCGUUCGACGAUCGCAAGGGGAAGCCCCGCGCGGAAAACGUCACGGGCGGGAUCCAAGGGAACGACCGCGGGCCGCCGCGCGAGGCGGGCAUCUGCCGCGAUUUCCAGCGCGGGAACUGCACGCGCGGGCCCGGAUGCCGCUUCAGCCACGGGUGCGUGAUCGCGCGAGAUCGAGCGAGCGAGCGAUCGACCGCCGCAAUUCAUUCCCGAUCAUUGUCGCAUCUUGAAUUCUUCUCGAAUCGAAUGAAUUUUCCUCCUCGACCCGCCGUCGCGAUCGAUCGACUGACGCCUCCUCCUCCACCUCCUCUCGCUCCUCUUCUCGGUUUCAGCGAUGACCGCGGCGGCGGCGGCGGGUACGGCGGCGGCGGGUACGGCGGCGGCGGCCGCUCCAACGAAUGCUUCGACUUCCAGAAGGGCCGAUGCACCCGCGGCGACUCGUGCCGCUUUUCGCACGGCGGCGGCGGCGGCGGCGGCGGCGGCGGCGGGGGUUACGGCGGCGGCUACGACCGCGACCGAUACGACGACCGCGACCGCGACAGAUACGACGACAGGCGCGGCGGCGAUCGGUACGACUCAUACGAUCGCUACGAUCGAUCGUACGAUAGGGGGUGAGCGCACUUUUUCGGAAUCCCUAGCUGACUCGCUAGACCGACCUCGUCGUCGACGCGGCGAGACGCCGAGUCCGCGCGCUUCCCGUCGCUGACGCGAUCCGCUCCGAUUUGAUUUAAUCACCCAGGGGCUACGACGACCGCCGCGGUCCCGAUCGCGGCAGGGACUACGACGACCGCGACAGACGCGGGCCGUAUUGAUGAUCGACCCGCCCGCGGAGCGAACAACGUGAUGACGUGCGUGUGAAGAGAACGGCUGACGGAGGAGGUCGAUACGAGCGGAGGAAGCAACUGCGCGCCCCCGCGCGACGCCAAGUGCGCGCGCGGAGGCUAUUCAAUAAAUAAAAUGGAGCUACGACCCGCCGCACUACACGUACACACGACGGACGCGCCGCGCACGACGACUGUCUAGCCGAGAGACUCCUUCCCCCGACUCCGCCCGCGUCGGCGGCUUCGCGCCAUCCACACGUUUUGCCACGUCAUCGACCCGUCAUCUCCACGUCACCGCUACU